Messenger RNA from Thecamonas trahens ATCC 50062, 1425 nucleotides. Its product is annotated as serine/threonine protein phosphatase. Gene Ontology annotation, molecular function: protein serine/threonine phosphatase activity. The record is from RefSeq and is a predicted model, not a curated record. The transcript has a single exon. Lineage: Eukaryota; Apusomonadida; Apusomonadidae. Gene Ontology annotation, cellular component: cytoplasm; nucleus. Bases 1 to 1425 code for a protein of 474 amino acids.
AUGGCGCUUGGCGCUACCGCCGGCCUCACCGUCUACACGCUUGCCAUCUACGCGCUCAUGGCGUCGUCGCCGUUGCCGGCGCUGCAGCCUGCACCGCCCGCGUCCGAGCCUGCUGAGCCUGCUGAGUCGGCCCCGGCCCCGUCCGCCGAGUACUCGGUCUCGCCAACUUACCAUGUGCUCGAGGCAUCGGGCAUGGUCCGUGAGCGCCGGACCCUCCCCACGCGCAACUUUACCCACUCAACACAAGAAGUGUUUGCCUCAUCGGCGCUCGGCGCCCAGCCCGACGCGCUGAGCGCAGCCAAGGAGGUGGCUGAGGCUGUGCUCUCGCUCCUCGGUGACGCCUUUCUCCCGCUUGCCGACGGCGGUGGCACCGGCGGUGCCUGGGACGAGCCGUCGCACGGCUGGCGCUCCGACGGCGAACGCGAGGCCUUUAUCCUCAUGCUCCGCCGUCUCGUCCCCGGCGCGCGCGCCACCAUGCUCACCCAUCCGUCGCUCGUCUCGCUCCCGGACCCGGUCUACGUCCUCGGCGACUUGCACGGCAACUACUCGGACCUUGCCUUUUUCGCACGAACCUUUUGGGGCGCCGGCGUCCCCAUGUGCCCGGCCAAGAUCCUGUUUCUCGGCGACUACGUUGACCGCGGCCCGCACUCGGUCGAGACCCUUGCCUUUGUCCUCGCCCUCGCCACCGCGUAUCCGCAGCACGUGGUGGCCCUCCGUGGCAACCACGAGCUCGCUGACAUCAACGGUGACAUCGAAGUCUACGAAGACGGAUCGUUCCGUGCCCAGUGCCACGAGCUUCUCGGCUCCGAGUCGCGCGGCGAGGCUCUCUGGACCGAGCUCAACUCGGUAUGCGAGACCAUGCCGCUCGCCGCUGUCAUCAACUCGCGCAUCUUUGCUGUCCACGGCGGCAUUCCGCGGACCUGCGGUGACGACCCGCUCGCUGCCAUCGCCGCCCUCCCGCGCCCGCUCUCCGCCGAUGCCAUCGCCUCCAUCAUGGACGACACCGUCGCCGCCGAACUGACAGCCGACUCUCCGGCCGACGCGCCCGCUGCGGGCCUUGUUGCCGCAAUGGACCUCCUCUGGUCCGACCCGGCCGAAGAUGAGACCGAGCUCGCCGCUGCGCCCGCCCCGGGCUUUCCGCACGGCUUUGCGCCCAGCGAUCGCGGUGGCGGCACCGCCGUCUUUGGUCACGACGCCGUCGCCGCCUUCCUCGCCACCUCGGGCUGCUCGCACAUCAUCCGCGCCCACCAAGCCCCGAGCCUUGGCGUCUCCUACGCCAAGUCUGCCCAGGUCAUCACCAUCUUCUCCUCUUCCCACUACGCCGGUGGCCACAACUCGGCUGCCAUCGCCCUCGUCGCAGAAGGCGCCAUCCGCGUCAUGGUAACCUCCAAGGCCGGCCGCGACGGCGCCGGCAACGCCAUGUGA